GUUACUUAUUGCAGUGUGUUGAAAUAGCUUUAUCAUAGGCUAUAGCUGGCCCCUUCUAGCUCGAUAGUGAUAAAUUUGCAUUCAACAUAUUUGUCGUUUACACGAAGUGAACCGUUAGCUAGCCAUUUGCACACCGGAUUAUAACAAAGAUGAUGCAGCUUUCCCAUAGCUCGGCAAGCUGUAGGAGCGUCCCUAGCGUUGGGCGACCUUCCUUGCGGCGUCGCGUCAUUCCUUGCGCUGCUGCGAAUGGAUCAGAGGGCCACAGCACGACGUUCCACCGGUUGAUCCAGGAUAACGGAUGCCUGUUGAUGCCAGGAGUUUACGAUGCGCUGUCUGCGAGGGUUGCCAAGCAGACUGGCCACAAAGCUGGCUUUGUGAGCGGCUAUGCGGUCUCCGGCACCGUGCUUGGUGAGCCCGAUCUGGGUCUGCUCACUCCCCCCGAGAUGGCUCGCAAGGCGGGCCAGAUCUCCGGAGCGGUGCCCGACUGGCCGGUCAUUGCGGAUGCAGACACGGGCGGCGGCAACGUGCUCAACGUGCAGCGCACCAUCCGGCAGCUCAUGACGGCCGGCUGCAAGGGCUGCUUCCUGGAGGACCAGGCGUGGCCCAAGCGCAUGGGGCACAUGCGCAACAAGGAGGUGAUCGGGAUGGACGAGUUCGCGGCAAAGAUCGCCGCUGCCAAGGAGGUCAUCGGCGAGGAGGACUUCUUCCUGGUGGCCCGCACCGACGCGCGCGCCACCUCCGCCAAGUACGGCCUGCAGGAGGCCAUCCGCCGCGCCAACCUGUACGCGGAUGCCGGGGCGGACGCCACCUUUGUGGAGGCGCCGCGGAGCGAGGAGGAGCUGCGGAUCGUGGGGGCGGAGACCAAGGGUUUGCGCGUGUGCAACAUGCUGGAGGGCGGCGUCACGCCCCUGCGCACCCCCGAGGAGCUGGCCGCCAUGGGGUUCCACCUGGUGGUGUACCCGCUGGCAGGGCUGUACGCAGCCACGCGGGCGCUGCUCAAUGUGUACGGCACUCUGGCGGAGAAGGGCACCACUCGUGACGACCUGGCGGCCCUGGCUCACUUCAGCGAGUUCAACGAGCUGAUCGGCACGGAGCAGCGCAUCCGCACGGAGGAGCGGCUCACGCGGCGGGCGCCCGAGGACAAGCUGCUGGUCAAGGUGCGCGGACAGACCAAGGAGCUGCACUGAGGCGGGCACUGAGGACGUGAGGAGGAGGCAGACAGGCAGAGGGAGAGGGAGCUGCACUGAGGAAGAGGCGGGGGCAGAGGGUGUUAGCAAUGAGCAUUGUGUUGGCCUUGUGGGGCGGGGGACAUGUUGACGAGAGCUGUGGGGCAGGCAGACGUUGUUUCGAAAGUCGCAAAAGGCAUGAAGACAUGCAGGUUUUGGAGGAGGAGGAGAAGGAGCAGAAAUGCUGCCUCCCUCUUGGGUGAUGACUGGAUAGGACUGGCUUAGAAGAAAGGCGUAGGAAAACGAGGAAGAAUCAACAUUAUUCGUUGUUUGGUGGCGGUUAAUCGGAGGAGGAGAAGACCUAAACUAACACACUCUAGGGCACUAUAUUAAGUGCCACGGAAAUGACCUUUAGGUGCUCUAGACGCGGGUACAUAGGCGCGAACCUUUCUCGGGGCCUCAGGUCUGGAAAUAUACUCUUUUUGGUUGGAACGAUCGACUGCUUCUUACCAAAGCUGUUACAAAGGGUAUUAACACUCUAAAUUCGUGUUCGACGAAUUCGAUGUUGUUUGAGUGUUGUGUUGGUUCGGGUUCACCUUGUUCCUGACCGGCCGACAUGUGAGACGCGUGUGAUUGCUCGGUUGUGUGCGUGUUUGUUUGCGUUGUGGCUGGGUUCCGCUCGACUCGACUUGCGUUGGUCAUGCAACAUGCGAUCCGGAACGGUUGCGCGCCAGGACGUGUUUUGUACCACGGUGCCCACAACGCCGUGUGGGAGCGCGGUGUGACGCCCCGGGGUGUUGAUACCGACCCGGGGGGUCCCCAUUGUUUUGGUUGGUUGGUGUCUAGCUGCAUGUGCGGCUGGCCCCAUAGUCACCCAGUUGCUCGCCUGCUCGCUACCGGUAGCUACGACAGGCGCCCUCGACCCGCGUGGUUGCGUCGAGUUUUUUUUUCAGAUGUGGACUGUUACAGAGGAAUGAGUGCAUGUGUGUGCGCCGGUCUUCAGUGCUCCAGUCGCUGCGUACGGAAGUCGGGGACGGCGGGACUGUACAGCGAUGGUGGAGCCAUCGCAGAUUGAUGUAAGGUCGACUAUCGCCUGUUUUCCUUGUCAUCAAUCCCUGAUCAUUGCGAACACGCUACGGGCCCUUCCAGAGCCCCGAGCUGGGCUCGCUCGAGCCAUCCUAGAGACCUUGGGAUAUGGCAUGAAGCCGCCGCUGCUGGUUGUUUGUUACCUGAACAUGAUGCCCCUUUUCCUUCUAUCUGUUGCUGUUGCCGUGUCUGUGUUGCCACAUAGGAGGUGUGCUUGGUAAAAACGUGCAGCCAUGCACCCAUGUUGAAAUACUGUCAGGCAGCCACAUACCGGUAUCUCGAAACCCCCGGUCUCCCGCUUUCUGCAGCCCGCACAGCAGGGGCUGUCAUGUUUGCCCGCUGCCGUACUUGGCGGCCCGGGCUGUAUGCAAUUGAAACCGGGUCUUGUCAUCCUUCUGAAUAUUGCCGGCCCCAGAUGUUUUUAUAUUACGAC
Astrephomene gubernaculifera is the source of this 2685-nucleotide messenger RNA. The record is from the annotation of a GenBank genome assembly. NCBI's taxonomy places the organism in Eukaryota, Viridiplantae, Chlorophyta, Chlorophyceae, Chlamydomonadales, Astrephomenaceae.